Molecule: messenger RNA, 5618 nt
Organism: Octopus bimaculoides (California two-spot octopus)
Lineage: Eukaryota; Metazoa; Mollusca; Cephalopoda; Octopoda; Octopodidae
Product: zinc finger SWIM domain-containing protein 8
Cellular component (GO): Cul2-RING ubiquitin ligase complex
Source: RefSeq, a predicted model, not a curated record
UUUGUAACCUUUGUAUUAUUUCAACAGAUCCAACUGCUGGUCCUUCUGCUAGUGAACAGACAUCUUGGUGCUUGGAUCCUGAUACACUGCAUGAAAACAUCAAAAAAACACUUGUGAAACAUUGUCUCCCCACACCAAUGGUUUUUAGUGAUGUGAACUACUUGUCUUCAUCAGCACCACCAGCUGCUGCAGAAUGGCAGAGCUUAUUGAGACCAUUACGUGGUCGAGAACCUGAAGGUAUGUGGAAUUUACUUUCCAUAGUACGCGAGAUGUUCCGUCGCAGUGACAAUAACGCCGUCCCACUUCUUGAGAUACUCACAGAUGAAGUUCUACAAUGUGAACAGAUUUUAGUUUGGUGGUUUGCAACCAAAAUGUCCAGUUCUCACAGUGGUAACAGUAACCAUGUGAAUCGCUGCAACAGCAACAGUAGUGCAAAUGCUUCCCAACACGCAGCAGCCAGUUUCUGUGAUGAAAUAGUCACACUAUGGCGACUGGCUGCUCUAAACCCAAAACUGUCACCUAUCCAACGAGACGAUCUAUGCACUAAAUUCCGAGAUUGGCAUAUAUCCACAAUUGACAAAGUCAAAAAAAUUCGUGGUUCAAGCUUUGGCAUACCAGUUAGCCUGAAGAAGACUGAUAUUGAAAAUUUCUGUGGGUUUAAACCAGCAGUUGAGGCUUGUUCAUUGGACUGGGAAGAAUACAAUAUUCCUGGUAUAACGUACUCAGAAGGUCUUGGCACUCAAUAUCACAUUAGUCGCAUCCAAGAAACAGAGACUAAAAAAUUAUCUCGAGUACAGACUGUUGCAGUUUGUUCACAAGAUCUCAUCAGUUCAGAUUCUUCAACACGCUGCACCCAUCCAGCAAUGAAUUUUGACCCAACAACUGGCACAGACCUCAGGGAACCUCAUUACUUUUUCAAAAGCAUUCCAGGCCCUGGUUUGAUGUCUUUUGAUGUUGGCAACAUGGAUUCUGUUUUGAGUUCUGGUUCUGAGGGAUUUUGUGAACCAGAUAAAUCAGACACUGAAACAACUAGGAACUCGAGUAGCAGCAAUGGAAAGAACAAAGUUACACACCAAGAGAGUAUCGAUAACUCUGAGUAUAGAGGUAACUGUCAAAACUAUAAAGACAAGAACUUAGUUGACUCUGUAAAAUUUUCUGUGGUUGUGUCGGAUACAAAUGGUGACUCAGAUGCCUCACUUCCAGGGACAUCUGGCUGCCAAAAUGGAGCUAAGACUUCUGCACAUUCUGAGCAAGGAGGAGAAUCACCGCGCUUAGAGCCCAGUCUGUCUGCAGAGUCCCAGCCAUCAAGUGAUGAAUACCAGUUGUAUUUUUAUGAUACUAAAGUGUUGGUUAAAUCAUCAGAGUCUGAGAAAAAGAAAAAAGACAAAACUGAGGAACCAAAUUACUUCUUUGGUCUAAAGACUAGCUACAGCAAACAAGAUAUUUGGUUUGCACGUGCUGAAGCAUUACAUACGCAUGGACAUAAUAAAGAAGCAUGUAAAUUAGCGCAAAAAUUAGCUGAAGAAAUUCUUGCAAAUCCUCCAGAUUUCUUAGCUGAGGCUAACACAGUAUCAGCUCCUAAAGGAAAGAAGAAGAAGCUGCAAAAUAGUGUUAGUCUGUUAGCUAGUCAAACUCUUGCAAAAGCUGCAUUCUUGUGUAAUGUGCUCUCUGAAGACCCUGACUGUUAUCCAUUAGCCUUCAACAUUGCUAUGUUUGGCUUAGAAAUGCCUCGGCCUCCUGCAUCUAACAAAGUUUUGGAGGUAAAAUUAGCCUACCAGGAGUCUGAAUUAUUGACUUUAUUGAAGAAGAUACCACUGGGUCAAUCAGAACUGAAUAUUUUGAGGGAGAAAGCAGAGCAGCUUCGGGAUGGCAAAUUACAAUCACGAGGUGAAGCCCUCCUGCCUCUCACUUUGGCUAGUUUUAUAUUUGACCUCUUCUGUAUGCCAGCAAGUCCAGCUUGUGGUAACAAUGGCAAAUCACCUAACAGGUCACAAAGUCAAGUACUAACAAAAUUACCAUCAUAUGAAAAACUUGGAUUUGAGGCUGCUGUUGCUGCUCUUGGUUUGAAAGCCAAUGUUUCAGAAGCAGAACAUCCUCUUCUGUGUGAAGGGACUCGUAGACAGCGUGGAGAUUUAGCUAUUACAAUGCUUGUUCAUUACAAGGAUGACCAGGCAAAGUUGAGUAAGAUUAUUGACAAAUUACUUGACAAAGAAGUUCAUCAAAUGUAUAAAGCCCCCAGUUUGUCAACUUAUUUAUCCAAUAAAUCUGGUAGCCAUCAGUCAUCAUCAACAACUGGAAGUACUGAAGCUGGGGCUAAACGCACCAAAUUUGGUUCUUGCAGUGAUCCCAACACUACCAGUAGUAAAUCAUCUUCAACUCAACACUCAUCAACAUCAUCAUCAUCAUCAAGUCAACAGCAUGUAAAAGAAGAUGGCAGCAGUACAACAACUGUUACGGCAGCUGCAGUCUCCACUACAAACACCAUCAGCAGUCACUCAGCUUCUUCUGCUGGACGGCUUGAUUUACCUCAAUCAGGCAUGCUUAUGGGUUCAUCGGGUUCUGUGGGCGGUGAUCCCGAUCAGAGUGGAUGGCAAAAUUCUCCAGCACAGAGACUUGACUAUCUCAACCUUGAACAAGGACAAGCAACAAGCAAUCAUAGUACAGGUGCCCGACCAAAAACCAUGUAUUCUCUUAAAUAUAACAGUGGCAAAGAUACUGACAGUUCAGCUUUGGAAGAAGAUGGAGAUGAUUUGAAAGCACUUGAGGCUCGUAUACGCUGUAUGACUUUAAGGAAGAAACCAUCACAAGGUAUGGCUAGUAUUGAUAGCAGUGCACCAGAAACAACCUCAAGUGAUAACUCCCCUACUCUGAUACGUCGCAGUUGGUCAAAGCAUCAAGGGCCAGGCAGUGACAGUGGUAGCAGUGGUAAGAGUAGUGAUUCACUUGGGUCUAGUAGUUCCGAGGAAAAAGUUGCUGUUAACUGUAACAAAGUUAGAGAGAAUGAAAGAUACAAAGGAAAAAGAAUUAUACCAACUACACCAAAUCAGCCAAGUGAGGCUUCUGCUCAUUUUAUGUUUGAGUUGGCAAAGAAUGUUUUGUUUAAAGCUGGGGGUAAUAGCUCAACCUCACUUUUUACACGACCCCCAAAUAACAACAAUCCUACUGGACCACAUCGCAACUUACAUCUAUGUGCUUUCCAAAUUGGUCUCUAUGCUCUUGGAUUACACAAUUGUGUAUCACCCAACUGGCUGUCUCGUACCUACUCUUCUCAUGUUUCUUGGAUAACAGGUCAAGCAAUGGAGAUUGGGAGUGCUGCAAUCAAUAUUCUUAUUGAUACUUGGGAAGGUCACCUUACUCCACCUGAAGUUGCAUCUCUUGCUGACCGUGCUUCAAGAGGUCGAGAUCCCAACAUGGUGAAGGCAGCAUCUGAACUGUCUCUCUCUUCUUUACCCCAUGCUCAUGCUUUAAAUCCCAUUGAAGUGCAACGUGCCUUGCUUCAAUGCAAGGAGCAUAGCAAAGAGAUGCUGGAGAAAGCUUGUCUUGCUGUUGAAAGUGCUGCUAAAGGCGGUGGUGUUUACCCUGAAGUUUUGUUUGAAGUGGCACGACAUUGGGACAAGAUGGCUGAAGAGUCUGCUCACCUUAGUAAUAAUGGAGGUGCACAAGAUUUGUCUGUGGCUUUGGAAGCUUCCCAUUCUCAAGAUGAAGAUAGCAACCGGCCAUUAAUGGUGGAUUGUGUUGGAGACCAGAUAAAUCCUUCAUCUAACACCUCUUCUGCUCUUCCUAUGAUUACUUACAACCAACAGCCUUCUCACACAUCUACUAAUUCACAGGUCUCCACCCAAGGAACUCCUCCACCACCACCGCAAAUUAUCUUGCAUUCCUCUAACCAUAUGAACCAUCCUGGACCAAUGGUGAUUCCAUACACACUUCCUGGGCCUGCCCAAAAUGGCCAGAUGCCCCACCACCCAACCACCUAUGUGCCAACAUACAGUAUCUUCAAUCACCACCACCAUCAUCAGUACCCUCCACCACCACCACCUCCCCCACAGACUACUCACAUUCCACUCCAUAACAAUUUGCACCACCCUGGAGCCUAUAUUACAACUUAUUCUUAUCAGAAUCAGUCACCAUUUCCUGUUGGUAACCUUCAGAACAUUCAGAAUGUUCAUCAAAAUACUGCACAGAUCUUCUCCAAUGGAACUAAUAUCCGACAUCUAGGUCCCACCAUGCAAAUCUAUCCUAACCCAAACUGUCAACUUGGGUCACUUCAGCCAGUGCAUGGUGGCAACACAGCAACAGCAACUGCAGGAAAUAAUGUUCAACAUGUGGACCAACCACCUGUGUUUACACCAUGCCAGCCUACCUCCUCAAACUGUGUUCCUGGCCAGCAGCAAGGCCCACUUUGUGUUGGCCAGCAACAGCAGCAGCCUGUUGGACAGUCCAAUAUUCAAACCCCUUCUGCUAUUAAUAAUCAGACACAAAUGAACUACCUGAUGGCUGCCUAUAGAGUUGGCAUGCUAGCUAUGGAGACACUUGGUCGGAAUGAUCGUCCACAUAUGAAAUAUGCUCGCAACCCUCCCUAUGGUGAGGAUGUCAAAAGACUCCUUGGAGUUGCCAUCAAAUUAGGCAACAGUUAUUUGCAGCAGUUUUGUGCCAGUGCUGUUAACGCUGUAGUCAGUCCAUUCGUUCUCUACGACAUUGCCUGGGAAGCUGCGCACUAUCUGGCUCAUAACAACCAGACUCCAGUGCACAACUGCCUGCGCUCAAACUUCCUCAACCCACUGGUGCAGAAGUGUAUACAGAUGUUCAUGCAUUGUGCGCAUCAUCGCAUUCAUCAUAUAACAUCACCUGAAUAUGAUGAUUUUGUCAGCAUCAUCUGUACUGCACAGAAAGCAUUCUGCAUGUCCCCUGGGGGCCCUGUGCAGUUCAAUGAGCUGCUCCAAAGUCUACGCCGCUCCAAGUCAUGCCGCAAAGAACUCUGGCAGAAAAUUGUCAAUGGACUCACACGGGGAACAUGUAAUGUCACCAGCUCUAAAAUUUCUCUAUAAGCAAAAAGAUACUCUGGAAAUAAAUAUUAAUGCUGGCAUUUGUUUGAGAUGUCAUCUUCUAAAUUGCAGGCUGCAGUGUUAAAUUCACUAUAAUAAGUAACAUCACAACUCAUAAUUUUUUCUAGUAGACAUUAGUGAAAACACUUGCAAUUAAAAGUUUACUUAUUUGCCUUUAGUCCCAAGUAGGUAAGCAGAUGUCUGUAAAUGCAAGCAUUGAUAGCUUCAAUUAUUCAGGAAUCAUGCAUUCACUCAAUGAAGAAAAUGUGAUCUGCUGGAAAUACAUACCUAGGAAUGUGUAUUGUCACAAUUAGUAUAGUAAGCUAAAUAUAAGUCCUUGAAUAUUAUAAAAUAUUAUAAAAGCAGUGGUUUGUUUUUCUUGUUCACACCUCCGUUUGUAUUGACCCUAAUCUUUCUGUUGUUGCUGCUUGUCUAACAAGUAGAAGUUACAUGGCUAUUAUUGGCUUUUUUUCUUUUUUUUUUGGGGUGGACAAUAAUGUCUUCCUUGCAAGACAAAUUAAAAAUAUGUGAAUUCGAGGAAGAAAAUGUUUUUAAAAAUUUGGACUAGAAAAA